Molecule: messenger RNA, 608 nt
Organism: Anopheles funestus (African malaria mosquito)
Lineage: Eukaryota; Metazoa; Arthropoda; Insecta; Diptera; Culicidae
Exons: 2
Coding region: 70-477 (135 amino acids)
Source: RefSeq, a predicted model, not a curated record
CCAGUCUGUUUGUGUCCCUCGAUUCGAUUGGAUUGCUCGGUAGAAUUAUUCCUGCGAUAAAGCACCACGAUGAAGCUGUUCUGGACUGUACAAAUGGUGAUCGUGCUGGUGCUACAACUCACCAGCUCGUUACCGACUGGAAGCCUACCUACAGAGAACGCUAGUGAAGCAUCCGAAACAGCGGAAGAUGUCACGACGGAGAUGGAACCACCAACCACCACUACAUCAAUCAAUCCCAUCCACAACGAAGUGAACACAUCCGAUGAUGAAAUACCGACCUUUAAUCGCAAUCAAGUAAAUCUCGAUCUACCGAAUGAUCUGUUUUCAUCCACCGCUAAUCUGACGUUUCGUUUGCGCAACUUUAUCGGUGACUUUAUCACGCGUGCCUCCGUACGAAUUGCGCAGGUGGUACGAUUCUUUCAACCCGUGUUCGGAUACCAUCUGAUGAUUGACAUCCCGAAGGAGCUGGACGUAUAAAGUUGUGCCUGUUCGACCGCGGAACCACCCAGCACGGGUUCCACGUGUGAAAUUUGUAAUAAUUUAUUUACGCGUUACAUUGUUAUUAGUCUAGAAUUAAAUAAUUUAUCUGCUUCCUUCAACAACAACAA